UUGUGAAGAGAAGGAGAGAUGUUUUCCUCUCUCUCUCUGCUCUACUGAUGCUCGUGUUUGCUGCUCUUAAUCUCGUCUCCUACACCGCUAAAAGUUUCCAGACUUCAGCUCGAGUCCGACGGGAUGCAGAUAAUAAUGAGACAGACUGCAUCUCAUCACAGUCCUCAGAAUUCCCGGAGGGAUUCUUCACUGUACAGGAGCGAAAAGAUGGAGGAGUUCUCAUAUAUUUUAUCAUUAUAGUUUACAUGCUUCUGGCUGUUUCUAUCGUGUGUGAUGAUUAUUUCCUCCCUUCUCUUGAGGUCAUCAGUGAAAGUCUUGGUCUUUCUCAGGAUGUUGCUGGUGCCACUUUCAUGGCAGCUGGAAGUUCUGCACCUGAACUUGUUACUGCGUUUCUGGGUGUUUUUGUGACUAAAGGAGACAUUGGAGUGAGUACGAUCAUGGGUUCGGCCGUGUAUAAUCUCCUGUGUAUCUGUGCAGCGUGUGGUCUCUUAACUUCUGCCGUGUCUCGUCUCUCCUGUUGGCCGUUAUUCAGGGAUUGUCUGGCGUACGCCAUCAGUGUGACCGCAGUGAUCGCCAUCAUCUCAGAUAACAGAGUUUACUGGUAUGAAGGAUCGUGUCUUCUUCUGGUCUAUGGAGUUUAUGUAGCAGUGCUGUGUUUUGAUCUGAAGAUCAGUGAGUAUGUGAUGCAGAGGUUCAGUCCAUGCUGCUCGUGUCUUCAUAAGAGCUCACAGGAGCGAGAGGAACAGCAGCCGCUCAUGGGCUGGAACGACGACAGCAGCGUCAGAACCAUCCGACGUUCCCGAGCGGACAGCGGGAUCUUCCAGGAUGAUUCCGGAUACUCUCACCUCUCUCUCAGCCUGCACGGCCUGAAUGAAAUCCCUCAAGAACAGAAGAGUGUGUUCAGGAUGCCAGAAAACGAUCUGAAGCGGAUUCUCUGGGUUCUGUCUCUGCCGGCCAUCGUGGUUUUAUAUCUGACCAUUCCCGACUGCAGGAGACGCUUCUGGAAGAAAUGGUACAUGAUCACCUUCAUGAUGUCUGCUGUCUGGAUCUCGGGCUUCACCUACGUUCUCGUGUGGAUGGUCACUGUCGUCGGUGAGACUCUGGGAAUCCCGGAUACAGUCAUGGGAAUGACUCUUCUUGCGGCAGGGACCAGUAUCCCGGACACCGUAGCGAGCGUCAUGGUAGCUCGUGAAGGUAAAGGUGACAUGGCCAUGUCAAACAUCGUGGGCUCAAAUGUUUUUGACAUGUUGUGUUUAGGGCUGCCGUGGUUCAUUAAGACUGUGUUUGUGAACACUGAAUCGCCAGUAGAAGUGAACAGUUCAGGUCUGGUCUUCAUGUCCUGUACUCUUCUUCUCUCCAUCAUCUUCUUGUUCUUUGCCGUUUACAUUAACGGCUGGAAGUUGGACUGGAAACUGGGUCUGGUGUGCCUGUUCUGCUAUAUGCUGUUUGCCACGCUGUCAAUCCUGUACGAGCUCGGGAUCAUUGGGAAUAACCCCAUCCGGGCCUGUGCUGACUGACCCUCUUUAGUUAGUUGCACAGUUGUAUAUUUAUUCAAGUGUCUGACAUUACAAAUGUACUCGAGCAGAGCCAUGAGGUUUAUCAGGUCAGUGAUGAGUCAUUUCUUUAACUCUUGGUUUGUCAAAGGUAGAUGACAUUUAAUGAAGAUGAGGCUUUGAGAUACACAAUCUGUGACUUUAUAUAUUCAAAUAUUCAAAAAAAUAUCCAAAAAAUAUAUUAACUGGAAUAUAUUUUAAAAAAUAUGUUUACAAUAAGGUAGUUUUCACCAAUAUAUUUUUUGUAUUUUUUGAAAUAUAUUUUAAAAUAAACUGUUUCUUUUCACGUCACAUUCGAAGAAAAAACUAUGUUUCAAACCUGUAAGAUUAAAUAUAUUUUUAACUCCAAACAUCUUUAUUAUUUUAUAUUUUAUACAUAGGGGAGACCGGGGAACAAACGACUUUGUCUCUAUCAUUCAAAAAAUAUUGAAGUUCAAUCAACACACACAUCUCUGCUACAAAUGAACACUUAAAGUUUGUUUGUGGGACCUAUCAUUAUUGUACAAUUACACCUAAAGUGACAGGAGUGCAAACGUUACCCUAUAGGUGGGGUUCAUUGUAACAAACAGAGGGUUUGUUGUAGCACCUGCUAGAAAAUGUACUUCAAACACAAAUAAUUCAAUCAAAUUUUGUCUAUAUACUAAAGGUGGAUAUUGUUUAUAUAACUGCCUAUAAUAGAUAGAUAUCCACACAUUCAUCCAGCCAGCCAUCAUCCUUCAUCUAAACAUACAUCUAUUAUGUAGCAAUGAAUAGAAAUAGAUUUUAUUGAAAUGGAAGACAAAAAAUUAUAAUUGUGAGUUAUUUCCCCUGAUAUUGUAUUAACAGUUUUCAUUUUUAUGAAUAGUAUUUACAUUUUUUUCAGUUCAUUAUCAUUGUAUACCUGAGGCUUCAAAACUUUUCACAAAUUCACUGAAGAUCUUCUGACAUUACAGUUUUUCUCAAUUGCUAAAACACUAAAUCCUAUUGUCUGAACAAAAUGCUCAGUUGCCUGAACCCACUGAUUGAAUCAAUCACUCUUUUGGCAAAACCAUAAGCACUUUUUACCUGUUUAGACACAACUUGCCAACACAUUUUCAUUGUGAUGCACCCAUGCUGCAUAAUGGUGAACACAGGUGACAAGUCAAACACAAUUACAGCACAAGUGUCACCACUUGAACCCAACAAUUCAAAAUUGAUCACACUUGUGUCUAAUGAUAUGAGGGAACAUAUACAGUAAGACAGUUCACAGAGCACUGGUUUGUGAGGCCUUACAAUGGAUAGAAAUCUAAGAGGAAGAGUUUGUGUGAGAGGAGGUCGAGGUGUUCAGCGAAGAUAAAGAACAGUAAUAUCUGAUGAAAUCAGAGUGAUUGACCAUUUUCUGCAUAAGAUUUCUGUUUUGUCUUUUUGUACAAGUGCUAAAUGCAAAGUUUUUGUUUUGCAACAUGCAUUUAGCCUACAGUGAACAAUAAACAUUUAUUUCUCAAACUUCAUGUCCUGAGCAUUGUAUUUUCUAUUUUUCUACGUAGUGUUUAGUGUUUUUAAUUUUGAUUGACUCGGGGCACGAUUUGACAACAUUGUUCAGUUUUGAGCACAGAUUGAACUGUUUUGAGGUGAAAGUUUGGUUUUGCAAGAACAGUCUGAGGUUUUGUGAAUGUAGCUUGAAAAUUGGGUUUUGUGUUCACAGUUUAGAGAAAAGGAGAGCAGCAUUCAAGAAAUGUGUCUUAGCAAUCAAGAAAACUGUAAGAGAAAAAGCACAGAUUGCUCGGCCCUGUAGAAAUAUAUAAAGUAGCUGUGUUACAAUUAACCCUGUGUUAGUUUGUGUCCCGCUCACCCCUACUUAUACAUGUUAUACAAACUUUUAUAUUUUGGCAAGAUAAAAUAUAUUUUCUACCGUAUGGGUUGUAAUAUUAGAAAAGUAUUUGUUGCCCCUGAAAACAUAUGUUAAUAUAUGAAGGUUAAUAAAGAAAUUUAUUUUUUUGCCGUGUGGGUGAAGCACCACAGUAGAACACAGACAUUUUUUCUGUCACUUCACCAGUUUACAGUUUGGUUAAUAUUUAUGUGUGUUAAAGAUUUGCUGUCUAAUUUGAUCUUAUCAAACUAAAAUACAUCUGUAAUAAACUUAAA
This is a messenger RNA of Paramisgurnus dabryanus, 3656 nucleotides long. It is a transcript of the gene slc24a5, whose product is annotated as solute carrier family 24 member 5. The record is from RefSeq and is a predicted model, not a curated record. Gene Ontology annotation, molecular function: calcium channel activity; calcium, potassium:sodium antiporter activity. Gene Ontology annotation, cellular component: membrane; trans-Golgi network. Lineage: Eukaryota; Metazoa; Chordata; Actinopteri; Cypriniformes; Cobitidae. Gene Ontology annotation, biological process: calcium ion transmembrane transport; melanocyte differentiation; intracellular calcium ion homeostasis.